AUGACUGGGACAAAACAGAAAGUUGCUUCAGCAGGAGCAUCAAAAGACCCAAAGAUUGAUCCAACUGUUGCCCAGAACAAACAUCAGCAACAAAGAGAAGUUUACGAAAACUUGGCUAAACCAUUACUAUCACAAGCUUUCCAAGGAUUCAACACUUGUUUGUUUGCCUAUGGGCAAACAGGUUCUGGCAAGAGCUACAGUAUGAUGGGGAAAAUUGGUAGCAAAAGUGAACUUGAUGAUGCGUCCGGCAUUAUCCCUCGUUCAUCCACGUCGACGAUCUGUUAUUUUCAAAUCUACAAGGAGAAAAUCCAGGAUCUUUUGUGCUCAACAAGAAGAAACUUGUCUGUUCGAGAACAUCCGAAAAACGGUCCUUACGUGGUCAAUCUUACCAAUUGUCUGGUUACUUCGCUUGAAGAAGUGCAACGUUGGCUCGUUGUUGGCAAUCGAAAACGAGUUGUAGCGUCCAGUUCUCAAAACGAGCACAGCUCCCGUUCUCACAUAAUCUUCAGCAUUACGCUGUCGCAAAGUUUCCAAGAAAUAAUCGACGGACGACCGCACGAAAUGGAGAUGAAACAUAUUGCAGCAAAAGACAUUAGUCCAGUGGCUUCUUCUGAUCAUCUGGGAAGAAGAUCAUUGCCAAAAGAAAGUGGGAGAGAGAGCACACUGGGAAACUUGAAAAUCAUAAGACAGAAUGUCAGGAAGAAAAAAGAAGAAAAACCUAAGAAACAGCUUGAUGGAAAAGCCAAAGAUGAUAGUGUCCUUGCCAGUAUCCCUAAUCUGGAUGAAAAGCUGUUGGAAGAAUUCUUGUUAAAAGAUUCGAAUGAAGAAUUUCAACAGAUGCUGGCAUCAAGAGUAACACUACCUGCUUGGAGCCAAAAAGAAGAUGUUCUGAAAGCUGUGAGAGACAAUCAAGUUGUAGUUAUGUGUGGUGAAACUGGGUGUGGAAAAACCACUCAGAUUGGAACUUUUCUGCUAGACGAGGCCAUUGAAACAGGAAGUGGAUCAACUUUUCACGCUAUCUGUACUCAGCCGAGGAGAUUGGCAGCGAUAUCUGUUGCUCGUCGAGUUGCUGAAGAACGCAAUGAAACCUGUGGCGAUUCAACAAGCUCCGUUGGCUAUCAGAUACGUCUGGAACGCCUUUACCCUCGAGAAAGAGGAUCUAUUCUAUUCUGCACGACUGGAAUUUUAGUCCAGCUUCUGAUAUCCGAUCCAUUGUUAGAAAACUACUCCCACAUCUUACUAGAUGAAGUCCAUGAAAGAGACUUAUUGACCGACUUCAUUCUGACCAUUGUACGUGAUCUACUUCCCAAGCGCCCCAAACUUCGUGUGAUUCUUAUGAGUGCCACCAUUAAUUCGGACCUUUUGUCAACGUACUUUAAUAAUUGUCCAGUGCAGAAUUUCCCAGUGCAAGUUUUUUACUUGGAAGAUAUCCUCAGCGAAUUAGUCUAUCGAUUUCGUUCUACUCGCAGCAAAAGCGGAUCGGAUGCUCAAUCAAAUCAAUUGGACCUUGAAUACAAUCAACUUAUGAUCCCAUUGAUAGAAGAAAUGGAGGCCAAACACAGCUACCCGCUCCACGUGUUUAAAUCAUUACGGAAGCGCUAAUCUGAAGAGGCUCCUGAAAUAUUGAUCAUGGCGCUGCUCAAACAUAUUUUUGCGCGGGAAGCUGACGGAGCGAUCCUGAUCUUUUUCCCUGGCUGGGAGCAGAUAAAAAGUUUGAACAAACUGUUGCUUAACGACCGACAAUUCUCCAGCAGAAAGUUCUUGAUCUUUACCCUGCACUCCAUGUUGCCUACCUUUAACCAGCGCCAGGUCUUCGAUAAGCCACCCCGUGGAGUUAGAAAAUUAAUUCUAUCAACCAAUAUUGCCGAAACAAGCCUUACAAUCGACGAUGUCGUGUAUGUUAUCGAUUGCGGAAAAGCUAAACUACCAAAUUUUGAUUCGCAAACGAAAUUGAAUACGCUCAAUUCCGAAUGGAUUACUUUGGCUAACGGUUCCCAACGCAAAGGGCGCGCGGCGCUGGUCGAACCGAGAAUUUGCUAUAAACUAUACAGCCGUGGACGUGAGUCGACUUUCCCUCCUCAUCCAAUACCAGAAAUCAAGAGGACGCGGUUAGAAGAGCUCAUACUACGAGUAAAAAUCCUCAAACUUGGUUGGGUGGAAGGUUUCCUUCGCAAAGUACCCGAACCGCCUGACGACUGCACUGUUAAAAUCAGUCUUGAACUUCUUCACGAACUUGGGGCCCUAGAUGACGCCGAGUGCCUUACUGCUGUAUCCGUGAUUCCUAAAAGCGUCUCGUCUGAACGAAUUCGUUCUAAUUUCCAGAUAUUCGACUUUACCCUUUCACCGGUCGAUAUGGCACAGCUUCAAGAACUGGACCUAGGAGAGAUGGGAAUGGGAUUCACCUUUGAGUUUUCAUCUUUUUUUAAAGGAAUGGACAAGCACCCAGAAAACCCAUUCCCUCACCGCGCAAUAGUUACUUCUAAUUUCGACGUAGUGAAUACUUUUAAACAACCAGUCAAUUUUUAUUCAACAGCAAUGUCACCUACUCCACCGUCGCAAUUAGCACAGCAAGCGAAUGCAGGGUAUGAGAUUCCCGCUCGACUUAGGACACUGCACAAUUUAGUUAUCCAGUAUGCUUCACAAGGACGCUACGAAUUAGCUGUCCCACUGUGUAAACAGGCGCUAGAAGAUCUGGAGAAAACGAGUGGUCACGACCACCCCGAUGUUGCCAUGAUGCUAAACAUUCUAGCCUUAGUCUAUCGAGACCAAAAUAAAUAUAAAGAGGCGGCCAACUUCAACCAACGCCACUCAGACUCCCUCUCUCUCUCUCUCUCUCUCAAGGCAUACAGGAAGGAAAGCAGGCAUUAAGAGACUUUUGCUAGCUGAGAUUGUUCUUCACGUCCACGCAGCACGUUCGUGGUGGUUUGUGUACAAGCGCAGGAGGGUCAAAGAUAUAGAUAAAAAGAAAGAAAGAAAAAAGAAACCAUUUGAAAUAUAGGGAAAGACAGGAAAGAAGGAGAAGGGAAACGUACACACACACCGACAACAGUUUCUCUAUAUAAAAUGGGUCCGGGAAUGGUUAGAUAAAUAUACCUUCAGAGAGAGAGAGAGAAAGAAUAUAAGAGGAAGUAGCCUCCUGACUUGAUGGUACAGAAACAGCAAUCGGAAGCGGCUGUUGUCCAGAAACUAAUAGAUCCUAUCGUCCAUCCGCCUCCGCCUCCUCCUCCCCCCUAGAGCCUACUACUCUCCUAGCUCCUUUCUAUAUACACUUGCACUGGCUGUAUUCUCUUCUUGACCCUGAUGCCGUCAUGGGUCUUUCCCUGGCCGUCCAGGGGCUCCCUGUUCCUUUAUUCCAUUUUCUUCCCUUUUUUUUCUGUCUUGUUUUAUCCCGCAUCAUUUCCACCUGAUUCUCGUCUGCUCCUUUUACUUACUGACAUAUCUUUUCUUAGCCAUUUAGCUCGUCCAAAAAGUAUUCCAGCUUUUCUGUCCCUUUUCCCCAGAAAAGCUUUUGUCUACUUUUUUUUCUUCCUUCUCUCGAUCAACUCCGGUAGAUCACCCCUCGCUAACACCGGGCUC
Messenger RNA from Daphnia pulex (common water flea), 3576 nucleotides. RefSeq names its product ATP-dependent DNA/RNA helicase DHX36-like. Gene Ontology annotation, cellular component: intracellular anatomical structure; nucleus; cytoplasm. The record is from RefSeq and is a predicted model, not a curated record. Lineage: Eukaryota; Metazoa; Arthropoda; Branchiopoda; Diplostraca; Daphniidae. Gene Ontology annotation, molecular function: DNA helicase activity; oxidoreductase activity; microtubule motor activity. Gene Ontology annotation, biological process: microtubule-based movement.